This is a messenger RNA of Macaca mulatta (Rhesus monkey), 6095 nucleotides long. RefSeq names its product kringle containing transmembrane protein 1 (gene KREMEN1). The record is from RefSeq and is a predicted model, not a curated record. Gene Ontology annotation, biological process: multicellular organism development; Wnt signaling pathway. NCBI's taxonomy places the organism in Eukaryota, Metazoa, Chordata, Mammalia, Primates, Cercopithecidae. Gene Ontology annotation, cellular component: plasma membrane.
GCACUGACGGCCCAUGGCGCCGCCCGCCGCCCGCCUCGCCCUGCUCUCCGCCGCGGCGCUCACGCUGGCGGCCCGGCCCGCGCCCAGCCCCGGCCUCGGCCCCGGACCCGAGUGUUUCACAGCCAAUGGUGCGGAUUAUAGGGGAACACAGAACUGGACAGCACUACAAGGCGGGAAGCCAUGUCUGUUUUGGAACGAGACUUUCCAGCAUCCAUACAACACUCUGAAAUACCCCAACGGGGAGGGGGGCCUGGGUGAGCACAACUAUUGCAGAAACCCAGAUGGAGACGUGAGCCCCUGGUGCUAUGUGGCAGAGCACGAGGAUGGUGUCUACUGGAAGUACUGUGAGAUACCUGCUUGCCAGAUGCCUGGAAACCUUGGCUGCUACAAGGAUCAUGGAAACCCACCUCCUCUAACUGGCACCAGUAAAACGUCCAACAAACUCACCAUACAAACUUGCAUCAGUUUUUGUCGGAGUCAGAGGUUCAAGUUUGCUGGGAUGGAGUCAGGCUAUGCUUGCUUCUGUGGAAACAAUCCUGAUUACUGGAAGUACGGCGAGGCAGCCAGUACCGAAUGCAACAGCGUCUGCUUUGGGGAUCACACCCAACCCUGUGGUGGCGAUGGCAGGAUCAUCCUCUUUGAUACUCUGGUCGGCGCCUGCGGCGGGAACUACUCAGCCAUGUCUUCUGUGGUCUAUUCCCCUGACUUCCCCGACACCUAUGCCACGGGGAGGGUCUGCUACUGGACCAUCCGGGUUCCGGGGGCCUCCCGCAUCCACUUCAGCUUCCCCCUAUUUGACAUCAGGGACUCGGCGGACAUGGUGGAGCUUCUGGAUGGCUACACCCACCGUGUCCUAGCCCGCUUCCACGGGAGGAACCGCCCACCUCUGUCCUUCAACGUCUCUCUGGACUUCGUCAUCUUGUAUUUCUUCUCUGAUCGCAUCAAUCAGGCCCAGGGAUUUGCUGUUUUAUACCAAGCCGUCAAGGAGGAACUGCCACAGGAGAGGCCCGCUGUCAACCAGACAGUGGCCGAGGUGAUCACAGAGCAGGCCAACCUCAGUGUCAGCGCUGCCCGGUCCUCCAAAGUCCUCUAUGUCAUCACCACCAGCCCCAGCCACCCACCUCAGACUGUCCCAGGAUGGACAGUCUAUGGUCUGGCAACUCUCCUCAUCCUCACAGUCACAGCCAUUGUAGCAAAGAUACUUCUGCACGUCACAUUCAAAUCCCAUCGUGUUCCUGCUUCAGGGGACCUUAGGGAUUGUCAUCAACCAGGGACUUCGGGGGAAAUCUGGAGCAUUUUUUACAAGCCUUCCACUUCGAUUUCCAUCUUUAAGAAGAAACUCAAGGGUCAGAGUCAACAAGAUGACCGCAAUCCUCUUGUGAGUGACUAAAAACCCUGCUGUGCCUAGGAUUCGAGGGCCCUCUUUGAGCUCAAGGCUGCUGGGGUCAACCCCUCCUGUGGUUCUUCUCUGACAGACUCUUCCCUGCCUCUCCCUCUGCCUUGGCCUCUUCGGGGGCGCCCUCCUACAAACUAGGAAGAGGCACCCUGCUGCCAGGGCAGGCACAGCCUGGAUUCCUCCUGCUUCAUCGGUUGCACUUAGGAGAGAGACUCAAGGCCCUGGGGCCCAGCCCUCUCUGCAUCUCUCUCUCUGAUCUAGCUAGCAGUGGAGGUGUCAGGACAGUGAGGCUGAAAUGACAGAGGUGGUCAUGGCUGGCACCGGGCUCAGGUACAUUCUAGAUGGCUGUCAGGUGGUGGGUAGGUUUAGUUACAUUGAAUUUUUCUUGCUUCUUCUCUUCUCCUGGUCUUUAUGGCUUGGAACAGGGCCAGACAGGGAGAACUCUCAGGUACUCUUGGGAGUUGGUCUGGUCCCAUGCAAGUGUGGACUCCUGCACAUUAGUGAGGUGUAAAGAGGGUGGUGUCUGUGCUGCCCUGGCAACUUUGCUCUCCAGAUGCUGGACUAGGAUGGGCCUCCUCCAGCCUGGGAGGGUCUGAGAAUAAGAUCUAGUGACCCCCAUUUAUAUCAAACCUGAUACUUUACACAUGGGCUUCUUUCUAGAUUCUUCUUUCCAUAGCUCAUGGAGCUGCAGGGAAAGCUUGAAGAGCUUUGGUCAUAUAAAACAUCCAUUUGGCCGGGCACAACAGGAUUAUGCCUGUAAUCCCAGCACUUUGGGAGGCUGAGGCGGGCAGAUCACCUAAGGUCAGGAGUUCGAGACCAGCCUGGCCAACAUGGUGAAACCCCAUCUCUACUAAAAGUAUAAAAAUUAGCCAGGCGCGGCUGGGCGUGGUGGCUCACGCCUGUAAUCCCAGCACUUUGGGAGGCCGAGACGGGCGGAUCACGAGGUCAGGAGAUCGAGACCAUCAUAGCUAACACAGUGAAACCCCGUCUCUACUAAAAAUACAAAAAAUUAGCAGGGCUUGGUGGCAGGUGCCUGUAGUCCCAGCUACUUGGGAGGCUGCAGCAGGAGAAUGGCGUGAACCUGGGAGGCCAAGCUUGCAGUGAGCCGAGAUUGCACCACUGCACUCUAGCCUGGACGACAGAGCGAGACUCCGUCUCAAAAAAAAAAAAAAAAAAAUUGGCCAGGCAUGGUGGUAGGAGCCACCUGGGAUCACUGAGUAGUAAUCCCAGCUACUCAGAAGGCUGAGGCACAAGAAUAGCUUGAACCCGGGAGGCGGAGGUUGCAGUGAGCCAAGAUCGCACCACUGCACUCCAGCCUGGGCGUCAAGAGUGAGACUCUGUCUCAAAAAAAACAAAAAACAAAUAAACAAAAAACACCCAUUCAUUUACUCAUGGAACAAAUUCUCCUGCAAGCUUUUAUGGGCACUCAGGAUUAGAUUUAUCAGCCUUGCCCCUGAGCAGCUCGUGGUCCUAUGGAACCUGAGCCAGGCCUCGGUCUCUCUAUGAUUGGCUCAGCUAACUCUCAGUUCAGAGCAGAGAGUAUCAAUCUUGUGUUUUUGCCUUUAGGCAGCACUACAUGAGACAUGGGGCCUGUGGUCCUUCCUUCUGGCGUCCCCUGUGUUAAAAGAUAAAAAACACCCCAAGAGCCAUCCGUGCUCUCUGCCCCUCCUGUGGGGACCAUGUGGGGUUAGGAAUGGCUUAGUGGGGAAGGAGAGGGCUCUUGUCCCCAGUCCCAUGUCACCCUGUCCCUUAGAUAGGGAGGUGGGCUGCAGAGAUUGGUGCGAGGAGAGGGUGGGUUUGGGAAUUGGAGCUCCUCCAAGGAGCUCCUCCUAAGAUUCAGAGCUGCAGCUGUAGUGGCUGCUGGUUGGGAGGUAAGUGCCAUCGCUAAUUUAAAAGUCCUUGCCAUCUGGAAGCAGGCUUUGUCAACAGCAGCUGAGAAAAGCGGACUGUGCCUCUGCUGGCCUUCUAGGCCCUCGUCAGAGCGUGCCUCUCCCCAAGGCACUCGGGCCUGGGUGAUUGUUGCACCUCUGGCCUUGGCGUUUCCUCUUUGCAGCACUUUGCCUACCUCCCCCAAGCCCUGAGCCACUGCCUGCUGGGGCUCCUACUGAGGUUCUGGCAACACCGCUGCACCUGCCACCCCUGGGAGGAAAGAGGGCCACACGGGAAGUGUCUGCAGGGAGAGGUGACACUCGGCAGCCUGAGUGCAGGAGAGGUGCUCAGAGCUUCAGGCAAAGGGGCCUUCAGAGGAGGGAAAUGGAGCAAUGUGUCACAGGCAGACAGGGUCAGGACUGCCACCCCAGGUCCCGUGGGAGGCCAGCUGAGGGCACAGAGCUGCCCGGUGCAGGCUUCAUGCUUUGAUCUGGAAAGAGCAGCUGUCCGCAAGCCUCUGUCUCCAAGAGGCCCGUCACACAGGAGGACCGCUGGAAACAUAUCGACACGUGCAGUCUCCCCUCCAAGCUAUUCACACUGAUUGUGGAAUCUCAAACACAAGUGUCAGGUGUGUGUCAUCCCAGCAGGCCCUGUGCUGUGAAUAGAGCCAUGUGCAGCACAAAGGGAAUGUGGCAUGUGGCCCCAGGAAGAGUUCACCCAGCCAGGGGGCAGUUGUUCAGUUGCCUGGGGCUGACACUGACCACUGGCCUCUGGGGUGUCCUACAGCCCAAAUGCCCACCUUGCCCUCCUCACAUCUCAGUCAGGGGAGGCCAUGCCCAGGCCAAUGUGCUGUCAGAGCCUGCAGUGGGGGCAGUACUUCCUUGGAGGGCCUGGGAGGUGCCGGGGAUGCCCCAGCGCUUCUCCUCCUGCCUGGCCCUGGCAUGGCCCAGUGCCUCUAGGAUCAACUUACAAUCCGUGGAACAGCCCCGGGAAACCCAAACCUGGCUCAGGACAGCGUAGGGGCAGGAGGGCUGUAAAUCAUCCCAGGCUAAGCCUCCAUGGGUGCUGGGUCCUGCGGAGCCUGGCUAUGGGCUCAGUUAGAACCACUUAGAAAGUCAGCGACAGCCCACAGAAGGCCACUGCAGCUAAGUAAACACCUGAGAAAUAAACUGUUCCAGAAGAGAUGACGUGGGCUUCCAGGAGCAUGGAGGAGGUGGCACUUGAACUUUGAGGAAACCCCUUGGAUGAGAUAAAGUGGGGGUUGGAGGUGGCGGGAAGAGGGUAACCCUGGGAAAGUCAACGUCAGAACGCAUGGCAGAAGACUGUGGAAGAGGCAGGGGAGGGGCUUUGGGGACCACUGUGGACAGAGUUCUGAAAGCACCCUGGCCAAAGCCUCUCCUGAGGUGACAGAGCGUGGGAGGAGGCUGCAGGGGCACUGGGCCUGCGUGCCAUCCUCACCCUGUUCCCCGCUGGCGCCAGGCCCUGCCUUCUUGGUACAUGUGCCAACAGGAGGCCCUCACCAGCUGAUCUUGUCACUCUCCGUGGUGACUAUGCCUUGGCCAGCUGUGGCCCCUAGUUUCUAGCAGUGUUUCUCAGUGUCCUUGGCCCUUCUGAGAAGGCAGGCGGGAGGCACACGGUGCCCUGUUCUUCCCCGUUUGUCCAGUUGCUUGCAAAGCAGAGAAUGAGUAGGAAUGAACCCGAGUGCCUUCACCCACCCUGUCCCCCACGUCAGGACAGGCUUGAGGCCUCUCUGGGCGUGAGCGAGGAGACCAGGCUGCUCUAACUUCUGAAGAGUGGGCUCCGGCUCAAGACUCCAAUCGGCCAGAAGCCCACAGAGAUCAAAGCACUAGCAAGUUCAGCUGUCCUGGCCCUCAGGCAGAACCCACUGGAGUGCCUGGGUGUGGCUCCACCCACAUGCCCCACUGUCAGCCCAGGCAGGAGCCUUCCUGGCCAGGCUCAAGAUCUGCCUGCAGCCCAGCCAGGCCAUCACCCAGCCCCGAUGCAUCCUGGCACUGCACGCUUACUCUUCACAAGCACUUAUAUGCGGAUGGCCUCCGAGACCCUGCCUCCCUGGUCUGCUGAGGCCAGGCCAGGUCUCCCACGGGGCUGGGCAGCUCCCCACCCCACCGCCUGGCACAGUUAGGUCUCAGAUCUCCCAUGUGGUGUUUGAUGUCGGCUUUUGUUCCUACCUUGGGAGUUUGGAUUGUUUCCUCUGGUGUCUUUGUUUACCUUCCUCACUGUUCUACCUCCUGGCCAGGUCUCAGCUUAGCUUCCCUGGUGUGGGGUGUUUUUCAAGCCUUCCAGCCACAGCUGUCUCCCCACAGGCUGGAUGGCUCAGGGGUGACAGGGCUUCACCCUCUGACUGCAGACCCCUGGUGGGCACAUCUCACAGGCUUCCGUCUUGCUGAGUUGAGUACAGAGGCAGAAGUGAGGUGUGGAGGAAAGUCAGAGGGAAAUCUGCUUCAGAAAGGAAGGGUCUUUAGACACGAAGCCUGGAGGGCCCUUCCCCGCCUGCACGGGAGCUGCCAUCAUGGGGCUCAUGCACGUCAAGACCUUCCCACAUCCAAACUCACCUUCCAGCAGGGAUUUUGACUUUGGAUGACAUGGCUUUAUUUGUAAAUAUGCUCUUAAUAUGCAACUUUGAGAAUAAAAUAGAAACAUCAUGUAUUUUAAAAUAUAAGAUGAAGUGUGAUGCACUGUAUACAAUUUAAUAUAUAUUUUUAGGAUUUUGUUAUUUAAGAAAAUGGAAUGUAAUGGUACUUUUACAAAAGAGAAAAAAUGUUAUUUUUACUUUCUGGAAAAAAUAAAUAUUCUCAUUGUUGUAGAAACA